AUGCUACAAAUCCUGACGAUAAGAGAGAGACGACCGAGGCUCCUUCAGACGAGCCCGUGGACGAACUUGCCGGGAUUCAUCAAGAAGCUUGUCAAAUACCUCCAGAACUUCCUAGUUGCGCAUGUCCCUCUCGCAUACUACUGGCGCUUCCCGGACAACGAGAUUAUGAAAAACAGGAGACAUAUUUACUAUGAUCAAGGGAUCAGCUCUUUCGUUUAUGCAGUGAAGAGCUAUCUUCCGUGGUUUUAUCACUACCACAAUGCCACAGGUGAUUUGGGCCUCAGAAGGAUUCCUGAUGCAUUCCAUGUUGGUGGCGGCAUGCUUAGGCGUGGCGAAGAGGAGGACGCAUUAUCAACUGUUAUUGCCAAGUUUCGACCAAUUGCCAAGUAUAACUCAAUCCUUAACUACCUGAUAGAGCCAUUUGUCAAUGUCAAUGUCACUACCUACGCUGUUCGCAUGAUUUCCGCAUUCCCAGCCGACGACAAGACCACCAAGGACAGCAAUGGCAAAGAUGUCGAGAUGGCCGAUGCAAGCCCCCAAGAGGCUGAUGACCGGGCUGAAAAAAUCCGAAACCGCGGAUAUCUCAAGGUGUACGUCCAGUUAGAUGCUAAAAUCUGCAAGGGUCUGGGCCACGAUUCGGUUUUCCAGCAAGGACGGACUUUUACGAUCAACUUCUACUUGAAAGGGGUUUGCGAGCGCUCCCGAUCAUCAUCGCUGGGUGGGGAAAUAUAUGCGAUUACCUACCGUCCAGUGGACAGUCAAGUCGUACGAUCUUUCGAUUCGAUUGAAGAGGCAUUGAAGCAAACUCGUUUUGGUGCUUACUUGCUUACUGGCUGUGUGUCUGAGAACUAUCCUACUCCUGAGGAUCCAACAACUUAUCCAAACGUCUUGCCUAAAGCAAGCCAUGAUGGGAAGAAAGCAAUCCCCAGAACAGAGAUCGAAAUUGCGGCGUAUGACAAGUUCAAGCUGGAGUUCGAUUCCCUCAAUACGAAUUGCAAGUGGAACCUUGACAAGCCACAACGAGAGGCAGUUCUUCUAGGUACCAAACAAAAUUUGGUCAACAUUGUCCAAGGUCCCCCGGGUACAGGCAAGAGAAUGACUCUUGCUGCUGCCGCCAUUGUGCAUGUCAAUGUAGCGGAUGACAAAGUGCUUAUGUGCACUCCGAGCAAUCCGGCGGUCGAUGGCAUUGCUCUUAUGAUCCAAAAAAUGUUACCUUUGUCAUGGGAACGUCACAUACUCCGUGAGCAUAUUGUGGGAGCAGAACAUGAGUUUGCCCUACUUUCAGAGGAAGACGAAAAGCAAUUCGUUCCAAAGUCCAAGGGAGAUGCCGAGAUGCUGGUAAUUGAACAACUUGAAAGCAUGUUGGCCGAGAAUAUCAACACAAACGAGUUGACAGAAGCGGCGUUGAAUGACACUGACAAACUUCAUCCGAAACACUUCCACGCUCGGAGCAUGUCAACUGCUGCGUACGUUCGCGCUUUAGCCGUCAGGAAGACAGAAAUUUACGGUAGUCCGCGACACCCUUCCGGUCUGUUGCCGGAAGAUAAGGGGCUUCUCGACGCCAGUAACACCCUCCUCAGCAUCGGUACUGAAUUUAAUGCCAUGCCCGGUGGUAAGGAGAAACAGGCUUCUGCUAAGAGAUUCAACGAAGCUAUGAGGCUUGCCCGCAUCGAGCAGAACACUUUAAACCAGAGGUAUGUUUCGUGGAUGAAACAGCGCAGUGUACUGAAACAGACUUCCUCGGCCUUCGAGCGAUUGCGCGAGUGUGGUGUCCCAGUCUAUCGUCUCACGAUCCAGCAUCGCAUGACACCAACAUGCAAUGUGCUGACCAAUUCGGACUUUUACGGUGGCAAAAUCACUUUCAUCAAGCGAUUCUUCCAUGGUGAGGAGAAAGACGACACCAUAGUUUAUCCCGAGGUGGUAUUCGUCAAUAUGCAGGACUCGAUCUCUUACAAGGAUCAACACUCGCCUUCAUCUGUCAAUUCCAUGGAGGCCAGUAUGGCCGCACACAUCAUAUGUUCACUUCUGGCCCACAACCCAGAAUUGAAGCCCAGCGCGAAUUGGAUGCCGAUCAUUGCGAAUGAGGAAAAUUGGACCAAGGCACAUAUACCAGACAUGUCCCAGAUCGUCUACGAUACCGUUCACUCCUCUCAAGGGCGCGAGGUGGACAUAUCCAUUGUCAGUUUCGGUGCAUGUUGUGUCAAAGAUUUCAACGAUCAAUAUGAGACCGUCGACACCAGAGCUUGGGACGCGUUUCCGUACAUCAGCCCCCAUGUGCGAGACUCCGCCCUGCGAACGUGGCCAGCUCUCGCCAGAAGUUCGCCUUAUCAUGCUGGGAAACCUUGA
Molecule: messenger RNA, 2346 nt
Organism: Exophiala aquamarina CBS 119918
Lineage: Eukaryota; Fungi; Ascomycota; Eurotiomycetes; Chaetothyriales; Herpotrichiellaceae
Exons: 7
Coding region: 1-2346 (781 amino acids)
Molecular function (GO): helicase activity
Source: RefSeq, a predicted model, not a curated record